Molecule: messenger RNA, 659 nt
Organism: Drosophila sulfurigaster albostrigata
Lineage: Eukaryota; Metazoa; Arthropoda; Insecta; Diptera; Drosophilidae
Product: cytochrome P450 6a2-like
Exons: 1
Coding region: 1-408 (135 amino acids)
Molecular function (GO): monooxygenase activity; heme binding; oxidoreductase activity, acting on paired donors, with incorporation or reduction of molecular oxygen
Source: RefSeq, a predicted model, not a curated record
AUGCUGUGCAUCGUGCCUUUCUUGGAGCGGAAAGCUCUGAAAGAUUAUGUUGUUCCCGGAUAUCCCAAAUAUGUUAUAUCAAAGGGCACUCAGGUGAUCAUACCUGCGGCUGCUUAUCACCGCGAUGAAGAUUUCUACCCUGACCCUAACACGUUCGAUCCCGAACGCUUCUCAGCCGAACAAGUUGCUAAACGAGACUCUGUUGAGUGUUUGCCUUUUGGCGAUGGUCCAAGGAACUGUGUGGGAAUGCGUUUUGGCCAAAUGCAGACUCGUAUUGGCCUGGCCCAGUUGAUAAAGAACUUCAAAUUCUCGGUGUGCGAAAAAACUGACCUUCCGCUUGUCUAUAAUCCAAUGUCAUUUGCCUUGGGCACCAUUGGAGGCAUCUUUGUGCAAGCCCAGCGGGUUUAAGGUGUAAAAGUAUACUAAAAAUAAUGGGUGCGACGUUGAAUGCUGUAAAUGUUUGAGUGAGAUGUUGUGUUUGACUUUAUUUAUUUUAUAUGGGAACAUGAAAAAUUAUUUUAAUAAGUGCUGAAAAUAAAAAUAGAGCUUAUGCUUUUUUAUAAAAUACUUGCCGGAAUAUCUUUUAGCUAUCUAAUUAUAUUAUGAAUAAUGUCAAACAAAUAAUUGACAACAUCAAACCUAAACGAAACACGCAUAUU